AUGCCCUGUUCCGGUCCAAGAUGUAAACGUAUGACAAAUAAGGUGGCUAAACUUUAUGACUAUGAUUACGGUGGCUAUGAAGGCGGCUACAAUGAUCAAGGCUCCGGUCCAAGAUGUAAACGUAUGACAAAUAAAGUGGCUAAGUUAUAUGACUAUGAUUACGGUGGCUAUGAAGGCGGCUACAAUGAUCAAGGUUCCGGUCCAAGAUGUAAACGUAUGACAAAUAUACUGGCUAAGCUAUUUGACUAUGAUUACGGUGAAUAUGACAGCGACUACUAUGAUCAAGGGUAA
Molecule: messenger RNA, 291 nt
Organism: Danaus chrysippus (African queen)
Lineage: Eukaryota; Metazoa; Arthropoda; Insecta; Lepidoptera; Nymphalidae
Source: the annotation of a GenBank genome assembly